Linum trigynum is the source of this 4065-nucleotide messenger RNA. NCBI's taxonomy places the organism in Eukaryota, Viridiplantae, Streptophyta, Magnoliopsida, Malpighiales, Linaceae. The record is from the annotation of a GenBank genome assembly.
UCCCACUUGCGAUCAAAGUAAAGCCUAUCGCUGAUUCAACUAUUUCUCCCCUAUCUCGUCCACCUCCCACCCCCUCUGCGGCGAUUCUGACCUCGGUUCUCCGUCGCCGCCGACAAACUCCUCACCCACCACAAGAAAUUAAAGGUAGCCUUCUCAUCACCGCACUUUCCCGUGAACAAGAUAUUCUUUCCUUUGUUAAACUAACUCCCAAAACCCACCCUUGUUUCUUCUUCUCCCGAGCUCGACCCGAUUCGGGCGCCAUUUUCGGCAGAUGCCAGUUCAACGCAGAUUAGAGUCGACGUUGAGAGGCGGAGGCCAUGUCGGGACUACUAGCAUGGGCGGCAGUCGGCAGACAUGGUAGGCGGUCACAUAAGCGUUCACGGCGACGAAGUCGACAACAUCCUGAGUCUCUUAACGGAAGAGUUGCAGAAGUAUGUUCGAGAAUUGGAUUGGAAGGCGACUUCUCUCACCCGUGCGAUCCAAGAUUUACGGCAGAGGUUGCCUCCUGCCGAUAUCUCCCAACGCCAGCCUCACCUUCUUGCCCACUCCCUCGCAUCCAAUGUUGCUCUGACGCUGCAGUUGAAUGGUCACUCUGCCACCAAAGAGCAUAUAAAAUUACGCGCAGUUUCAUGUAUUUUGAGAUCGACAUCGGAUCAGGGGUUCAUUUUGGAAUUGAAUUAAAGGAAUUGAAAUCAAUUUUAUGGAGUUAUUAGCGGCAAGAACUGUAAUUUUCAUUUGUCUGAUCUUUAUUUGAGAUGCCCGAUCAAUUUCUCGUUUUUUCGUCGAUAACGGUGGCGGAAUAAGAUCUGAGGGAGGAUGUUUGUUAGAGGCUAUAAAAAGGGUUUUUAAUUUUUUAAUGGUUGUAAAACUAAGGUGGAAAUUUUAAUAGAUUGAAUUUUAUUUUUUUUUAUAGUUUUUUAAUUGCCGCAUCACAUAUUUAACGGUCAACUAUAAGAAUUGAUUAUCACAUGGGCCAAAGUUAACGGAGUUUGACGAAAAAUGACCAAAUUUAAAAUGGAAUAACCAAACAUGAACCUUUUUAGUGAAGAACAGCUUUGCAAUAUACCCUUUAUGGUUCUCGAGCAAAACAAGAUGCAAUUAUUCAAAGAAAAAAAUACAAGAUUUGCAAUCUAUUGGCAAUCCCCUCCCAAGUCUCAAUCGAAAUUCUAAACAGAGACUCUAGUAUACAAAGCGGAAUCUUCUCAGAUAAGCAAGCACAGUCCCGGCAACCAUAUGGCACUACUCUUCUAGUCACCGAUCACCUUCCGGAGCCGCUCCCUCACAAAUUCGCUUCGAGCUUUAGCUCGGGCUCGUUGAGGCUCAACAUUCGCCAGAGACAAGUACGCACCAUACCCGAACAGCGAAGCCCCGGCCGCAAACAGCAAAACCGUCGCCACCACUUGCUUCCGCGUCGGCGGGUACGACCAAACCGCCAUCUCUCGCCCGCCGGAAUUAGCAGAACAAACACCAGAAAACAACAACCCUAAAAGGCUAGAACCUUCCUCUGCGGAAAAGUAGAGGGAUUUCAUCAGAUUAAGGGCCGAGGUCCCACAAAUCUUAUUUGGGCUGUUUCGAAGCCCAGACCAUCUCUUCGGCCCAUCACCAUUUUCCUCCACACGAAGUUUUGAAGUUCGCGGCUGGCUUCUGUUCCCUUCCUUCCCCGCCGGGACAGAGAUUGUUUCGUUCUUCGGCAGAUGUAUGCAAUGCAAUGUUGAAGUUCUCUUCCAGACCUUCAAUCCGUCUUCUGAUACAAUCCUGCAAAACCCUUCGCCACCUCCACCAGUUCCACGCUCACAUAAUUUCCAGAGGCCUCGAGCAAGACCAUUGGACCGUCUCCAACUUACUGAAGCUAUCGACGUCACUGUCGGCGUCUCUUUCCUACUCCACUUCUGUUUUCAACAGAGUGAUCGCUCCUUCCACCUUGCUCUACAACGUUCUGUUGAAACUCUAUUCGCGCAGUUCCCGCUCCAGGGAGGCGUUUCUGCUGUAUACGAGGAUGAAGAAGAGUGAUAGUGCGUCUCCAGAUGAGUACACUCUCUCUUCCCUUGUUACCUCGUGUUCGCGGGAAUGUAAGUUGAGAGAAGGUCGAAUUGUUCAUGGGUCGGCGAUUAGAUACGGGGUUGUGGUUGAUAUGUUCGUGGGUUCGGGUUUGGUUGACUUUUAUGGUAAAUGUACGGAGAUGGUUAGCGCAGCUAAAGUGUUUGAUGAAAUGCCCGAGCGAAACGUUGUGUGUUGGACAGCGCUGGUGGUUGGGUAUGCGAAUGCUGGGGAUAUGGGAAGUGCGAGGGAAGUGUUUGGCCGAAUGCCAGUGAGGAAUUCGGUUUCCUGGACUGCUAUGAUCAUUGGGUUGGUGAAAGCCGGAGACACUAUCGGUGCGAGAAAGUGGUUUGAUGAAAUGCCUCGAAAGACUGUUGUUGAUUAUACUGUUUUGAUUGAUGGAUAUGCCAAGGCCGGAGAUAUGGCUUCUGCAAUGGCAUUGUUUGAAUCUUCUCCGGAGAAAGAUAUUGUUGCAUGGUCAGCAUUGAUAUCGGGAUUUGCUCAAAACGGUAUGCCAAAGCAGGCUUUGGAAAUGUUUAGAGAAAUGGAGUCUGCGGGUGUUAUACCUGAUGAAUUCAUCAUGGUGAGCUUGAUGUCAGCUUGUGCGCAGAUAGGUAGCUUGGAUUUGGCAAAAUCAGUUGAUCAUUACCUGGCCAAGAGCUCGAUUGAUUCUUGUCAAGCUCAUGUAAUGGCUGCCCUUAUAGGCAUGAAUGCAAGGUCCGGAAACAUGGCUAGAGCAGAAGAAUUGUUCAACAGAAUGCCUCAGCACGACCUGAUUACAUACUGUUCUAUGAUAAAAGGAUAUUCUAUCGAUGGACGUGGUGAUCAAGCUAUUGAACUAUUCAAUAGGAUGCUAGAUGAGGGAUUGGUUCCGGAUGAAGUUGCCUUUACAGUGAUUUUGUCAGCCUGCAGUCGAGCUGGUCUUGUGGAAGAGGGUUGGGAUUUUUUUACUACUCUCACGGAUAAGUACUCCUUAGUCCCAACUCGUGACCACUAUGCAUGUAUGGUUGAUCUUCUGAGCAAGGCAGGGCGGCUAGAAGCUGCUUACGAGCUUCUAGUAUCGUCCCCUUUAGAGCCUUAUGCAUGUGCUUGGGGUGCACUUCUUGGAGCUUGUAAGCUUUAUGUUAAUCUUGAAUUGGGUGAGAAUGUUGCCACUAGACUAUUUGAGCUUGAACCGCAAAAUGCCGCUAAUUAUGUGCUGCUGUCUGACAUCUAUGCCGCAUCAGAUCGUUGGUUGGAUGUUUCUCUUCUUAGAGAAAAGAUGAAAGAGAGAGGGCUUAGAAAAAUACCGGGUUGCAGUUGGGUAUAGAAAUACCGGGUUGCAGUUGGGUAUAGAGCUUAAAUUGUGGAUUAUUGUUAUUGGCUUAAUGACAGCAUCUUCUUGCCUAGCAAAAAAUGGGAUGUACAUUGUGAUUAACUGUUCAAUUUUGGCGCUUCUGUUCCAAUUUGUGGUUCUGUUCAUAUGGAGGAAAUCCAGAGGAGGAACAACAAUUUUCAUGGGGAACCACUUCCUUCUGAAAGAAUCAAAUUUGGUGUUGAUUGGCUUUUGUUUCGUACCUAGUUGCUUGUGUAAUUUCAUGUACAUGGGGCUUCAAACAUAAUUGAUUAGGUUUUGUACCUAGUUGCUCAUGGCAUAUCUACUCCGCUGCUGCAUGAUAUCAAUUGAAGGUACCUGCUAGCUGAAAUGACUUUUUGUUCUCAUUGUCCUUAAACAAGAGUUUAAAGAUCAUCUGCAAAUAUUGCUUCCUUUGAGUUAUCCUGCCCUGUGGUUCGAACUGAUAUCAUUGUUUGCUGGAGAACAUUUCAGAUUUGAAGUCAGGAAAGCGGCUCCUUUCACUGUAUUAACGGAAACAGAGGGUGCCACAGGUAAGAGGCAUGAUCCUAUAAUGUUCCCGUUAACUUCUUUAGAUAGAUUCUCUUCACUUAAAGAUGGGGUGGACAUAUUUUUCUAAUGCCCGCUUACAUCAACAUUUAAGGUAGAGAAAGCUAUUAGUUUACUGUUUAACAACAGCAGGUACAUUUUAAGAC